This is a messenger RNA of Haliotis rufescens (red abalone), 2986 nucleotides long. RefSeq lists its product as uncharacterized. Lineage: Eukaryota; Metazoa; Mollusca; Gastropoda; Lepetellida; Haliotidae. Bases 337 to 1284 code for a protein of 315 amino acids. The transcript has 9 exons. The record is from RefSeq and is a predicted model, not a curated record.
CACUUCCCGGUCUAACAAACACAGGUUCGUAUUUCAGGUGUAGCUACAUUGUCGACACGGACUUGUGUGUGAGUUUGUAAGAGUCAUGUAUUGGGACCUCGUUAAAGCCUAACAGUGCCCAGUGUUACAUCAUAAUUACGACACAUGCAGGAGUCACUGGUGAACACAACCUGCACGGACCUGAGCGUCCUAUGGAACCUGUGCCUGGGGUAGAUGCAUUAGUUGUACAUCGUUUUCAAUAUUAAUGAAGAGUUUCGUCAUAUGAGGAGGUAUCAACAGCAUUGAGGAGGGAAAACCAAGUAAAAUAGCCGGUAACCCCUCACUGUGUUCGUUGAAAUGGAUGUUUGGCGUACAGUUGUGUUGUUGGCCUGUGGGUUCACUACAUAUGCAGCGGGUUCUCUACAUCUGACCCCAUUUCCUACCAAGGCAACGGAAGGGAACACCUACACCCUGAUGUGUAGCAGCAGUGCAGGUAGUCGGGACAUACAGUGGUCGAGGAACAGUGCUCUCAUCGUACGUACACGCUAUGUGUCUGCCACUCAGUGUAGAGAAGAUAUAAUCAACCCCGCUGUUUUCAACACAUUCCUGUCAGGACGUAUCAAUACCAGUUGCGGAUUUAACCAACAUAAUGUAACACUCAGGAUAAGCUCUCAAAAAGACAAUGGAUCUGUGUGGUGGUGUGCAAAUACUGUGAAGGGCGACAUGAGCAACAACCUAACUAUAGACGUAGUAGUAAACUCAAUGACAAUGCCCUCAACAACUGCGACAGCAGCAACUACAACUACUACAGAAGCAACUACAACAGCAACUACAGCUACUGCAGCAAAAUCAGACAAAAUCUCCUCAAGCAAGUCUCCUCAAGAUGCAGAUAAUCAAGUUGUCUACAUCGCUGCUGGUGUUGGGGGAGGUGUUGCAGUCGUCAUUGUUGUCGUCGUCAGUGUUCUGUGUAUAAGAAGAAGGAGAGGCCGUCCUGUGAAUAACGGUAGUGCACAUGAACACAACCACGAGGCAUCACAUACCUACUACAAUGAAAAUCGCGUCUUACAAGACCAAGACAUUAAUGACAAAGUUCAAGUGGAAAAUGAUAUUUAUGAGACUUCACGUGACGUCACUUCACCCAACCAGCCUUCAACAAAUGAUCACAUGAUAACAGAUGUUUACGCCCAAGUGCAGAAACCCAAGACAAAUAAGCCGGGACCUACAGGUACAGCUGAUGACAUCAACAUUGAGGAUCUAUACGCCAAACCUGACAAAACUAUGAUCCGGAAGAAGCAGGAAGACUAAUAGAGGCUGGAAAAGGGGAAUCCUUUGAUGAUGCGAAAUGGACUGACAUAUAUAAUGUCAGAAUUCUUAAAAAGGAGAUGUUCUGUAUAUGUGCCUCGUAGAUUUUCGGUGACACAUCUUAGUUAAAUAGUUUGAUACUCUCUUCAGCAGUAUGAUUGGUACAGUGUUUUCAUUAUAAACAUUGAUUGUGUGUUAAAAUAUAAAAAUCAUUGCGUCACAGGCUCCACAUAUACAACAGCUAUCUGUUUACUCAAAGAUCCCCUGCUCCAACUUGUAACUCAUCACUUGUUGCUAAACUUGUUAUGGAGGAUACAAUCACGAACAGGCUUGGUGCUUUUUUACGUUUUUAAGAUUUCUAAUUAAUUUUACAUGUAAUGCAGAUUCAAACUUGCUAUUUUCCAUAUCUAUUCAGGAAAUUUCUUUCUGUGAAAUGAUAGAAAGGCUACCAGGUACAUCGGUGUGAAUUAGUGACGGAAGGAGUGAGUGCGUAAAACCCAGUAGCAUGGGUGUGGUGCUAAGAAACCAAGAGUCGUUAUCAGGGCGGCACUGGGGCGCCUGAGAGACGCAACUCUGCACAGCGACACGGGGUACCUAACGCCAGUUUGGUAUCCAUGCCUCAGUGGAUACUUCAGGGCUUUUGCAUGAAUUCCUGCCUCACAAUAUCAGUUGAUAAUAUGAACAAACAUAGUUUAAAUUGCCCAUAUUGCAAAUUCCACCUGUAUUGUCAGUAUGUCAAAACAAGAAUUAUCAAUGAUAACAUCACUUUAACGGUGACAGAUCUUUUUUAUCUCUAAAAUGAUGUCACAAUAUCGUUGGUGUCCAUACACAGUUAUUACGUCCGCAAGCAACACAUCAUGACCCAUUUAUUAGUUUAAUUAAUGUAGUGUUUACUCCAUGUAAUAAUCAACCGCAUCGCCACUCGUAACACGGGCGAGGUUAACGUCUCAAGAGUUAUUACGAAAAACAAUUGUUUGAUAUUUGAGAAGGUCCAUGAUUUAUGAUAUGUAAUGUCAGAAACAUAGGCUAUAACCUGAACACUACCAACGGCAUGACUUGUGAGUGACAAAAGAGAUUUAAUGUAAAAUGUAUUUCCUUUCCUAAAGCUGACGUUUUUGUUAUCCGUAAAUGAUCAACCAACUUUCUUACUUGUAUAAUUUCUGAAGGAACGAAACAGAUUAUAAAAUUACAUUUAAUUUAUUUAAGUUCGACCCGCCGACCUACAAUCAGCUGAGUUCUGUUUAUUCUGUAAACUGAAAUACAUAUGCAUGAAACUUUACACUGACUAAAUAAUGUCUUUCAAAACAACAAACUAGUAUCCCCGUGUCUAAUGUAUAGUCACUUUUCCCCACCACAUGUGACUAUCACUAUAAAGUGUGUACAUCUCGUUUUAACCGUUAUCCCUUUCAAAUCAAUUCCAGGUGUUUUUAUGUCAGUAACAAGCCACUAUAUUCUGACACUCAUGUGAGUAAACGACCGUACACAACAGAUAUGAAAGUGUGGUGUACUCGUCUGACUUGUACAUUGCCGUGUUGUGCAACAAAAGCUUGAAACUCGUGAUCACCCGAGCAUUCAUUUCUUUCAGCGACAUGUAUGUGUGCCUGAUAAACAUUCAUGUUUUCCUCAACUCAGACGUGUACAAGAACAGCUUGUAUUACAUGGCUAUCAGUGAACACAGCCUAGCGUUCUUUGGUCGCCAUCCUUG